AUGGGUGGGGCUAUCCCCCAGGGGCAGGGCUAUUUCGCAGGAGGCGGGGCCUUCUGGAAGAAUGGGCGGGGCCUUCCUGGGCGGGGCUGGGCCAGGCGCUCUGCCUCACCUGCGCUGUUUCGCCACCAGGUCUGUGGCACUCGGUCCUCCAAGCGCAUCUCCAAGCUGGCCUAUCACCAGGGCGUGGUCAUUGUGACCUGCCCUGGCUGCCAGAACCACCACAUCAUCGCGGACAAUCUGGGCUGGUUCUCGGACCUGGAGGGGAAGAGGAAUAUUGAAGAAAUCCUGGCGGCCAGAGGGGAGAAGGUGUGCCGAGUGGCUGGCGAGGGGGCCCUGGAGCUUGUUUUAGAGGCUGUGGGGGCCCCCAAAUCCACUGCUGCUCCGGAAGGGGGUGAAGACCAGGAUCCCACCCACCCUGGCAAGACACAGUCCAGCUGACCCUGCCUUCUGCCUUUGAGAAGAAUGCUUCAGCCCUGGGCCUGUGUGGACUUGGCCUGUUUUCUGUCAAUAAACAGACAUCACUGGCA
This is a messenger RNA of Ceratotherium simum simum (southern white rhinoceros), 527 nucleotides long. Lineage: Eukaryota; Metazoa; Chordata; Mammalia; Perissodactyla; Rhinocerotidae. The record is from RefSeq and is a predicted model, not a curated record.